CAUGGUGUCUAACUGUCAAAAACUUUUGUAUACAUGUGCGUUUGGACACAUUGCUUUUUUUCCCUAUAUGAAGUGAUUUGCAAAGUGCAAUAAUUUAAUCCGAGCAAUAGAUUUGUAAUUGAUUCCGGUUGAAUUCGAUUUUUGUGUUCUGUGAAAGCAGAAAAAGAACGGUGUCAAUAAUGACGGUUGAGGCAAAAAAACAAGGCCUGUGUAAAAUACACAAUGCACGAUUCUAUAACUUACCACCGCGUGCAAUCAAUGGCAUGGCUUACAACUCAGAAAUGAAUUGGUUGGCAUUGACCAGAGAUGAUGCAUCGAUUGAAAUCUGGAACAUUCAACAUGCACCGUAUUUACAAUUAACGAUAGCUGGUUCGGCGAUUGCAUCGAUCGAAGCGAUAUCAUGGUGUGGAAAUCGUUUAUUCAGCACCGGAUUAACGGGUGAAUUGAUUGAAUAUGAUUUGCGGACACAGCAACCGAAGCAUAGAUUACUGUUGACUGGAAAUGCUGCAUGGUGUAUGGACAUUAAUCGACAAAAUACCCAUUUAAUUGCCGGCACCGAUAGCGGUUUUUUGAAUUUGUACGAUGUUAGCUAUGAGAAUGAAGUGAAUUUUGUAAAAAUAUUUGAUAAACAAGAUGGCAAAAUUUUAUGCUGUAAAUUUGAUCCGAGUGGUGAAUUUGUGGCCACCGGAUCGGCCGAUGCGAUACGAUUGUGGGAAUUGAAAACGGGACAUGCCAUUUAUAAAAUGUCGGUGGGCCGUAGUGAAGCAAAGAAAGAAACAAUUGUUUGGAGUUUACAAGUAUUAAAGGAUUUAGUGAUUAUUGCCGGCGAUUCAAGGGGAUAUGUCACCGUUUGGGAUGGUAAAUUAGGUGCACAAAUUGAUAAUUUUCAAGCGACCAGCGUUGGAGAUGUUUUAUCGGUGGCGAUCAAUGAAGAUGAAACGAUAUUUGCGUGCGCCGGUGUGAAUCCAAAAAUUCGCUUGUUCGCAUUGACAGAAGUGAAGCGAGGCGAAACAGUUACAAAGAGUUGGGUGAAAUUCAUUCAGCGUCCAGUUCAUGAGCAUGAUGUUAAAGCAUUGCAAUUUGUUGGAAAUCGCAUUUUCUCCGGUGGCGUUGAUGGAUAUUUGGGACUGUCAAAUUCAUCGAAAAUUAAGGGAACACAAAUAAUCAGCCGAUAUGGACCAUUUUUGGAGUCACCGUCAUCCGUUUUGGCAGCAGAAAAACGAGUCUUACUGCUAAAAUAUCCAAACUAUUUGGAACUUUGGCGUUUGGGCGUACCCACUGCCAACGUUCAACUUGUCGAUGAUGAAGCAGAAAAGAGGAAAUAUUUAACAUUGCAAGAGAAUCUACAUAAAUUGGUUGAGCUACGAACAGUCGAUGAUGCUCUGAUUGUAUGCACAACAAUAUCACCAAAUGGGGAGUUUCUCUUGUAUUCAACUAACGAAACUAUUCGAUUGUUUCAUUUGACCUAUGAGAAAAACAAAGUCAGCCUCAUUGAUCGAAUGAAAGAUCUGCCAGAACAGUUCACAGCAUGUCGUAAGAGUGUAUUUUCAUCAGAUUCACAAACGAUUUACUUGGCAAAAGCGAAUCUAACGGUUGAUGUAUUCCGAUUGCUUAUAAGUGAAGAUGCCAUUGAUAUCGACUUUGAGAGUUCGAUUGAUUUCAACAAAACGCUCAAAGGACCGAUAUCACAUAUGAUUUUAUCAGAUUGUGGCAAUUACUUGGUGUGUGCGGAUAUUUGUUGUAAUAUCACCGUGUGGCGUCAAAACAAACGGAAUUGGUCACAUCAUAUUAAUUUACCAAAGUAUCAUGUAUCACCAGUCAGCAUUGCCAUACACAAAAAUUCACCAAAAUUAGUGGCAGCGUUUGCCGACGGCAAAAUAUUUGAAUAUCAUUUGGAGGAAAUGAAAUUUUUGUGUGCCACAACAACACUGUUUGUAGAUGGUCAGGAUCGAUUUGCUAUCAAAAACAUUGCACCCGAUCCAAAAAAUGAAAACAUCUUCACCGUACACAAUGACACACAUUUGUUUGUUUUAAAGAAACAAGUGACACGGACGAACGAAAAAAGUGAUUCCAAACGAGCCAGAGCGUCAGGUGACGAUGACGAGGAAAAUGUGGCGAAUUUAGUUUGUACAAGUCGCUUCGAUAAUGAGCAUCUGCUCAAUAUCAGCUGGCUAGGCGAUUCAGAAUUGGUAGCUGUUGGAGUGAAUCCGAUCACAAUGAUUGCUCAAUUGCCGUCAUCGCUAAAAGAAAAACGUUUUGGUGUAUCAUAAUUCAAAUUCUAUUUUUAUUCUUUAUUCUAAGUUAGUUAUGACUCUUAGGUCCAAUAAAACAAGUUUGUAUGAAAAAUUGUGGAAA
Molecule: messenger RNA, 2355 nt
Organism: Contarinia nasturtii (swede midge)
Lineage: Eukaryota; Metazoa; Arthropoda; Insecta; Diptera; Cecidomyiidae
Gene: l(3)72Dn
Product: U3 small nucleolar RNA-associated protein 4 homolog
Exons: 5
Coding region: 180-2270 (696 amino acids)
Biological process (GO): maturation of SSU-rRNA from tricistronic rRNA transcript (SSU-rRNA, 5.8S rRNA, LSU-rRNA)
Cellular component (GO): t-UTP complex; 90S preribosome; small-subunit processome
Molecular function (GO): RNA binding; protein binding
Source: RefSeq, a predicted model, not a curated record